CCAUCUCUCUCCCUUUCCUUGUGUGCGUUAGAUUUGGAGUGUCGCAUGCCCACCGCUUUCUAUAUGGUCGUUCCGUUCGUUUUAUAAAGACCGGAUUUCUUCUUCACCCUCUUCUUUCCUCCUGCCUUUUCUUCUUCGCUUCUCCGCCCCUUCAAUACCGCGUUUCUCCUCUCAAGGGCAAUGGCGGAGAACGGGGAUUUCAGCUUCGCCAAGGACGGCAACGUGGUGGCACGCAACGGGCUUCCUCGGAUCCAGACCCAUGGCAGCAGCAAGACGAAGCCGGAGAACGGGAUCUGCCACGACGACAGCACGCCGCCGGUGAAGGCCCAGACCAUCGACGAGCUCCACUCCCUCCAGAAGAAGAGAUCCACCCCCACCACCCCCAUCAAGGACAAGGACGGCCAAGGUGGCGCCCCCUUCGCCACCCUUUCCGAGGAGGAGCGCCACAAGCUCCAGCUCCAAUCCAUCAGUGCGUCGCUGGCAUCCUUGACUCGAGAGACAGGGCCGAAGGUGGUGAAGGGCGACCCGGCUAGGAAGUCAGAGACACCGAGGGUCGGGCCGGAGCACCACCACUAUUUCACCCCUGCCAUCAGCGUCAGUGACAGCGCCCUCAAGUUCACCCACGUCCUCUACAACCUCUCCCCGGCCGAGCUGUAUGAACAAGCCAUUAAGUAUGAGAAGGGAUCAUUUAUAACGUCGACAGGGGCCUUGGCCACCUUGUCUGGUGCAAAAACAGGUCGUUCUCCAAGGGACAAACGUGUCGUCAAGGAUGAGACCACCGCAGAGGAGCUCUGGUGGGGAAAGGGCUCACCCAACAUUGAGAUGGAUGAACACACGUUCCUGGUGAACAGGGAGAGGGCUGUUGAUUACCUGAAUUCUCUGGACAAGGUGUUCGUCAACGAUCAAUUCCUGAACUGGGACCCUGAGAAUCGGAUCAAAGUCCGGAUCGUCUCGGCAAGGGCCUACCAUUCCCUGUUCAUGCAUAACAUGUGCAUCCGGCCCACGCCUGAAGAACUGGAGAAUUUCGGUACUCCGGACUUCACGAUAUACAAUGCAGGACAGUUUCCAUGUAAUCGUUACACGCAUUACAUGACAUCCUCUACUAGCAUAGAUCUAAAUCUUGCUAGGAGGGAAAUGGUCAUCCUCGGCACGCAGUAUGCCGGGGAGAUGAAGAAGGGUCUGUUCAGUGUGAUGCAUUAUCUCAUGCCUAAGAGACGAAUCCUCUCCUUGCAUUCCGGCUGCAAUGUGGGCAAAGAUGGUGACGUUGCCCUCUUCUUUGGAUUAUCAGGCACCGGGAAGACCACUCUAUCCACGGAUCAUAAUAGGCUGCUCAUCGGUGAUGAUGAGCACUGUUGGAGCGACGACGGUGUCUCUAACAUUGAGGGUGGCUGUUAUGCCAAGUGCAUCGAUCUAUCAAAGGACAAGGAGCCUGACAUCUGGAACGCCAUCAAGUUCGGAACUGUGGUGGAGAAUGUGGUAUUUGAUGAGCACACCCGGGAAGUCGACUAUUCGGACAAAUCUGUUACCGAAAACACUCGCGCUUCUUAUCCCAUUGAAUACAUCCCCAAUGCACAGAUUCCGUGCGUUGGGCCGCACCCCAAAAAUGUGAUCCUCCUGGCGUGUGAUGCUUUUGGCGUGCUCCCACCUGUGAGCAAGUUGAGCCUUGCUCAGACCAUGUACCAUUUCAUCAGCGGCUACACUGCACUGGUGGCUGGCACGGAAGAUGGCAUCAAAGAGCCGCAGGCGACUUUCUCUGCUUGCUUCGGAGCAGCAUUCAUCAUGCUCCAUCCCACUAGGUAUGCGGCCAUGCUGGCCGAGAAAAUGCACAGGUAUGGUGCCACUGGGUGGCUUGUCAACACCGGCUGGUCUGGUGGAAGAUAUGGUGUUGGGAAUCGCAUUAAGCUGGCGUACACUCGGAAGAUCAUUGAUGCCAUACACUCUGGUAGCCUCCUGACCGCCGGUUACAAAAAGACGGAGGUGUUCGGGCUGGAGAUCCCGGCUGAAGUCGAAGGCGUGCCAUCCGAAAUCCUGGACCCGGUGAACACCUGGGAGGACAAAGCGGCCUACAAGGAGACUCUGCUGAAGCUCGCUGGUCUGUUCAAGAAGAACUUCGAGGUGUUUGCGAACUACAAGAUCGGAAAGGACAGCAAGCUAACCGAGGAAAUCCUUGCUGCUGGCCCCAACUUCUGAACCUUCGUAAAGCAGGAGGAGAGAUGCGAAUCAUAUAAUGGAUGAAAACAAAAUACAUACGAACGAAAGUAUGGAUGGUGACGACAGCCUUAGAAGCCUUACUAGCUAGCUAGUGAAGUAGUUCAUUUUGUUACCGUAACUUAUGAUAAAUUAUAUAUGAUCUUAUGUGAAACUCUUUCUGCUGAUCCCUCGUCCGGCAAUCCUUGAAUUUCAAAUUCA
This is a messenger RNA of Elaeis guineensis (African oil palm), 2409 nucleotides long. RefSeq names its product phosphoenolpyruvate carboxykinase (ATP) 1. Gene Ontology annotation, biological process: gluconeogenesis. Gene Ontology annotation, cellular component: cytosol. Lineage: Eukaryota; Viridiplantae; Streptophyta; Magnoliopsida; Arecales; Arecaceae. The record is from RefSeq and is a predicted model, not a curated record. Gene Ontology annotation, molecular function: ATP binding; phosphoenolpyruvate carboxykinase (ATP) activity.